GCACAGUAGAUAACUGAACGCUAUCAGAAACGGAAUUUUUAGAUUAAAGCUUUACAAUGACGGAGACCAAUCAAACGCCUUCAUGGAUUCAAGACAGUUUAUUUGAAAAUGUGAUAAAGAAAAUUGUGCCAGAGUUUAAGGAAAUCAAAACUUUCAAGCUUACCAACGCAUUACUACCUGGCGAGAACUAUGCCACCAUAAUGUUAAGAAUACAGCUGGAUGUUGAUCUUAAGGACAACACUGCUCAUACGGAAACUUUGAUGAUGAAAAUUCCCCAUGACACUGAAGUUUAUCGCAAAGAAAUGGCCAAGUGGGAUAUGUUCACCAUUGAGUCAUUGAUGUAUCGUGAAAUAAUUCCAGAACUGGAACAAUUGUAUCUUCAUAGCGGUUUAACGAUACAACUCUGUCCCACCAGUUAUCUGUUGGCCACCGACAAGGAAUAUAUUCUCUUGGAGGAUUUAAAGAAAAGAGGGUACCGCAACACAAAACGUCAAGAUGGUCUGGAUAUGGAGCAUUGUAAAAAGGUUCUGGAGAAAAUAGCCCAGUUGCAUGCCGCCUCGGCCGUUAGAGUUGAACGAAAAGGGCCAUAUCCCAAGCAAUAUGUCAAGGGCAUUGCCAAUGACGUUGGAUUUGAAACAAUACGUACUCUAAUGGAUAGUUGUGUUAAAAAUGCCUUAAAAGUAGCCAAAUCUUUUCCCAAUCAUGAGAUGUACUAUGAGGAAAUGCAAAAUAUGGGUAAACAGUUCACUGAGGUCUUAUUUGAGACAAGUGCCUAUGAUGAUACUGAUUUCAAUGUCUUAAAUCAUGGCGAUUGCUGGAGCAAUAACAUAAUGUUCAAGUAUGACACUGAGGGCCAUCUUCUUGACUGCUGUCUGGUUGAUUUACAAACACCACGCUAUGGCAACGCGGCACAAGAUUUAAAUUAUUUCAUUCUAACUUCGGCUAAAUUGGAGUUAAAGAUCAAUCAUUUCGAUGAAAUGAUCAGGUAUUAUCAUCAGCAAUUGAGGGAUCAUUUGAAGCUUUUGAAAUACUCGAAACCCAUACCCACUCUGGGUGAUAUUCAUAGGAUGAUAUUAAAAGCAGGGGCAUGGAGUAUUUUUGCUGCUUUGAAUGUGUUACCUAUUGUUCUGGCCGAUUCUUCUCAAGAUGCCACUGUUGAUAACUUAAUUGGAGACUCGGAAGAAAGUGAGAAGUUUAAGGAACGUUUAUACGCAAAUGAACGCACGAGAAAACAUUAUGAAGUGCUUCUGCCAUGGUUGUAUCAUAGAGGCGCAUUUGAUUGCAAUUAG
Stomoxys calcitrans (stable fly) is the source of this 1289-nucleotide messenger RNA. RefSeq lists its product as uncharacterized. NCBI's taxonomy places the organism in Eukaryota, Metazoa, Arthropoda, Insecta, Diptera, Muscidae. The record is from RefSeq and is a predicted model, not a curated record. The transcript has 2 exons. Bases 57 to 1289 code for a protein of 410 amino acids.